Molecule: messenger RNA, 705 nt
Organism: Adineta ricciae
Lineage: Eukaryota; Metazoa; Rotifera; Eurotatoria; Adinetida; Adinetidae
Source: the annotation of a GenBank genome assembly
AUGUUGAAUUUUGUUAUUAGUCUUCUAUGUUGUCAUAUCUUUUUGAAUAAUGCAAUUAUACUUCAUUGUGAUUUUGAAACCGAUUGUUUUGAUUUUACUUUUGAUUCAAAUUGGGGUUUGACAGAUGGUAAUCAUUCUCAAGGUAUCGAUCAUGAUCAUACAUUAAACACAAGUGCCGGUCAUUAUCGUUAUUAUAAUCCAUUAUCGAUUCCACGAGGUCAAUGGACACAAAUACAAACGACCAACUCAUUACCGCUGUCUGCGAAUCGUAGUUUAUGUUUUUCCAUGUGGUACUUUACAUCUCGUGCUGAUUUCCCAUUCAAUAUUCAAGUUGGACAAGGUGACGAUGGACAAUUAACACGUGUGUUAUUUUCCACUUCAGGACAAAAUGUUUCAACUAACGAUUGGACAUUAAUCAAUGUUACAUUACCAUCUGAGGAGUUAAAGAUAUUUAUUCGAUUGAAUGUUACAAGCCAACCAUUAACAUUCGAUGAUUUUUCAGUCGAAUAUUGUGAUGGAGCAAGUCCAGUACCUCCAAAAAUGUUCGAUUUAUGUGAUUUUGAAUCAUCAUGUAGAGAUGAUUUUGUUUCUUUAACUCAAUAUGCAUAUCAAUGGUCAAUUCUCAAUGCGAGUGAUGCUGUCAAAAUAAAUAGAGCGGCACCAGCUGUAGAUUUUACUUUUGGAAAUUUCGUAAAACAUUCAUGA